ACGAGGAGAAUCCCACGUGAAUCUGUCCAAAAUUUUAUGACCCAGGGUUAAAUUUAGUACAGGAACCAAGUUCCUUGAUCCUUUUCUCCGAAAAUAUGAGCUCCUGAUUUGGUGGGUAGUUGAGGACGAGAGGCCCUUCUUCCCCUCCACCAACCCCAACAACACCCGAUCGCCAUCCGAAAAUCUGCCAUUGACCUGAAGCGAGGAAGCCCCCCCAACCCAUUUUUGGCUGUUGGGUCCCGAGUUUUUCCACCUCUGCUUUUGGUUCCCCGCUCAUAAGGGGAAAAGGGAGGGGCAGGGUCGAUUCAAGAUCUUUCUUUCGACCCUUUUGCGAAUUUACUUGCUUUUUGUCUCCCUCCCUCUGGGUGGAAGCGAAAGAGCGAGAUGGGGGGAGAGGGCAAGGUGUACACUUUGGCUCAGGUUUCCGAGCACAACACGUCCAAGGACUGUUGGCUUGUCAUCGAUGGCAAGGUCUAUGAUGUGACUAAAUUUAUGGAAGAUCAUCCUGGUGGUGACGAGGUCUUGCUCUCCUCCACAGGGAAGGAUGCGACUGAUGAUUUCGAGGAUGUGGGUCAUAGUAGCAGUGCCAGAGCAAUGAUGGAUGAUUUCUAUGUUGGCGAGAUUGAUGCAUCGACGAUUCCUGCUAGGACCAAGUACACUCCUCCGAAGCAGCCUCAAUACAACCCUGACAAAACUCCAGAGUUCGUCAUUAAGCUACUGCAGUUUUUGGUCCCCUUGCUGAUAUUGGGAUUGGCUUUUGGCGUUCGCUUCUACACAAAAUCUGCUUGAAGAUGACAGCCUACGGCCAAAUUGGAAAAGAUUCUUACAGAAAGUCGCUUGCUCUCUUCGAACUUGGAUUCGUGUGCUUUCGGUUGAUGUAAGACAUCUGGUGUUUUCAUAAUUUCAUUGUCAUCAUGCUCCUCGUUGGUUAUCUCCUGUCAGGAGCUUAUUGGUCUGUUCCUUGGUACCGCUUGUUUGAAAGAUCUUUUCGCCCUGCACUGGCUUUGUGAAAGCUGGUGAUAUAUUCAGAGACUUGAUCAAGCCCCAUGCGUAGGAGCGUACGAGUGAAACCUUAUGGGUGAAA
Eucalyptus grandis is the source of this 1084-nucleotide messenger RNA. Its product is annotated as cytochrome b5. NCBI's taxonomy places the organism in Eukaryota, Viridiplantae, Streptophyta, Magnoliopsida, Myrtales, Myrtaceae. The transcript is spliced from 3 exons. Gene Ontology annotation, cellular component: membrane; endoplasmic reticulum. The coding region runs from base 385 to 789 and encodes 134 amino acids. Gene Ontology annotation, molecular function: heme binding. The record is from RefSeq and is a predicted model, not a curated record.